Anisakis simplex (herring worm) is the source of this 225-nucleotide messenger RNA. The record is from the annotation of a GenBank genome assembly. NCBI's taxonomy places the organism in Eukaryota, Metazoa, Nematoda, Chromadorea, Rhabditida, Anisakidae.
AUGUUGAGUGGAGUUUGUUCGAUUAGCACAAAAGCACCGUAUAGCCAAAUAGCAGAAGAAGUGGAAGAUGCUGCGAGUGUCGAUGUGCAACGCUUUUAUACAUUGAUUUGGGUUGGCUUCAGGGGACAGGACAGUUGCAGUGCCACUUCUUCCAUCGCCAACAACUACACCUGUUCACAGUGGGAUUCGAAUCACGUCCAUGAAUAUCAUCUUGAAGCUAUUUGA